CGCCUCGCUCCUCUCGUCAUCGAGCCCCCGGCACCUCCAAAGCCAAAUCCAACCCACCGAGCAAGAACCAAGUAGUAGGGGAGAGGAAUCGGUGGAGGAGGAGAGGAGAUCUCGCUUCUCUGCUUCUUCGCGUUCUGCAAGCAAGAGUUCGCCGGAGCAGCUAGCGGAGGUGGUGGAGAAAGUCCCUGAGGCGGUACCAUGGCGACCAGGCAUCAGAACGCGGCUGCCGCUCCGCAGCCGGCCAACAGAGGUGCUGCAGUUCCAGCGGCAAAGCAGAAGGCCGCCGCCGCCGGCCGCCCUGAAGCAAGGAACCGGCGCGCGCUUGGAGAUAUUGGCAAUUUGGUUCAUCCCCAGGCCCUGGACUGCCUGAAGGAGGGAAUCAACCGCCCCAUCACUAGGAGCUUUGGCGCGCAGCUCUUGAAGAAUGCCCAGGCCAAUGGCGCCGUAGCAAACAAGGUUGCCAUAGCUCCUGCUCGUCAAGCAGCGGCGCCUAAGCCGGCCAAGAAGGCCCCUGCCAAGGCCAAGAUCACCACCAUCCCCGAUCAGGCCAAGAAGCCGUCAGAGGCAGUGGCCAGCAGCUCUGCCCAAAAGGCUUCCAGGAAAAAGGUCGUGGACACGCUCACCAAAGUGCUUACAGCUCGUUCAAAGGUCGCCUGUGGCCUUACUGGGAGACCCAAAGAACCCGUGGAGGACAUCGACGAGCUUGACAAGAACAAUGAGCUUGCUGUGGUGGACUACAUUGAAGACAUUUACAAAUUCUACAUGACCGCCCAGCACGAGAGCCGUCCUGUCGAGUACAUGGGGAAUCAGCCCGAGAUCAACCCGAAGAUGAGGGCGAUCCUCGCGGACUGGAUCGUAGAAGUCACCCACAAAUUUGAGCUGAUGCCCGAGACUCUGUACCUGACAAUUUACAUCGUAGACAUGUUCCUCUCGGUGCAGCAGGUGCCUCGACGGGAGCUGCAGCUCGUCGGGGUGGCAGCGAUGCUGAUCGCCUGCAAAUAUGAAGAAAUCUGGGCUCCUGAGGUUAACGAUUUCAUCUCUAUCUCGGACAACGCGUACUCAAGGCCGCAAAUACUUGGGAUGGAGAAGAGCAUCCUGAACAAGAUGGCCUGGAACCUCACUGUUCCCACGCCUUACGUCUUCCUAGUCCGGUUCGUCAAGGCCGCCGGAAACGACAAGGAGCUUGAGCACAUGGUGUUCUUCUUCGCGGAGAUGGCGCUGAAGGAGUACAACAUGGUCUCCCUGUGUCCGUCGUUGGUGGCCGCCUCCGCUGUCUACGCGGCUCGCUGCACCCUGAAGAAGAGCCCCAUCUGGACAGGGACGCUCGAGCACCAUACUACCUUCAACGAGACACAGCUAUUGGAGCCUGCAAAGGUGCUUGUGAACGCGCACGCCGCUGCUCCUGAGAGCAAGCUGAGGGCAAUCUACAAGAAAUACGCCACUGAGCAAUUUGGGCGUGUGGCUCUGCACCCACCAGCAGUUGCUGCUCAGGGCGUUUAGGAUCUACAGCUUGUGCCUUUUGUUUGAGAUUCAAGACAGCUUGAUUUCAGGGCGUUAUAUGUUUUCUUUUUCGUCUUUUGGUUUACUCCUGGUGUCAUGAGUAAAAUGCUAUUCUGCUACAUUGAUACACUUAUGGUGUAUUAUAGCUAUUCAUGAGUAUCGAUUGAAAUGAAAUUAUUCUUUUAAAUAUGUUUGUCA
Messenger RNA from Brachypodium distachyon (stiff brome), 1698 nucleotides. Its product is annotated as cyclin-B1-5. Gene Ontology annotation, cellular component: cytoplasm; nucleus; centrosome. Bases 199 to 1500 code for a protein of 433 amino acids. The record is from RefSeq and is a predicted model, not a curated record. The transcript has 9 exons. Lineage: Eukaryota; Viridiplantae; Streptophyta; Magnoliopsida; Poales; Poaceae. Gene Ontology annotation, biological process: regulation of cyclin-dependent protein serine/threonine kinase activity; mitotic cell cycle phase transition. Gene Ontology annotation, molecular function: cyclin-dependent protein serine/threonine kinase regulator activity.